Molecule: messenger RNA, 2456 nt
Organism: Hemibagrus wyckioides
Lineage: Eukaryota; Metazoa; Chordata; Actinopteri; Siluriformes; Bagridae
Exons: 4
Coding region: 598-1254 (218 amino acids)
Source: RefSeq, a predicted model, not a curated record
GUCUGGUAGUAUGAAUAACAACAUAGCUUGUUUUACAUGCACACUAUGCUUCAAUUAACACAGGGGUAUAUUUUAAGAAAUCCAAGUACAGCGAAACGCAGAUUGCUAAUUUUUGUCUUUCGACGACGACAAGUUAGAGCAGACCUGGGCAUUUUACGGCCCUUUGGACGUCCCUGUCCGGCCUGCGUUAAGUCAGUCAUAAACAUAAAUGAACAAGUACUUAUGCUGUGCCUGCAAUACAACUGUGUUGCUUUUAUUUUGAAAAGCCUGGAGUUUUAUUAUUUACCUAUGGACGUGCGUGCGUGUCUGAACAGUAAUAGGUGAUGCUGGCACGUUAAUGCUGGUCAAGCUACCCCUAAAAAUGUCAGCUCCUGUUAAAAAAAGAAAAGUUGAUUACAAAUGCCGCAUUUUCAACAAGACAUGGACUGCAAAAUAUUUAUUUACAGAAAUCGAAGGUAAAGCCGUGUGCUUAGUUUGUGGUACACAGGUCGCUGUGUUCAAAGAUUACAAUCUGAAUCGCCACUACUGUACGUGACCAAACACGAGGAGAAAUACAAGAACUUGUCUGAUGAAGAUCGCGCAAAGGAGUCGGAGGCUAUGCUAGCCACGCUGCAAACCCGACAAGCAAACCCUUUUUACAAAACUUCCCACACCCAGAGAUGCAGCUGUCAAGACAAGUUAUGUCAUAUCUCACAAAAUCGCUAUAAAAAAAGUAAACCGUUUUCUGACGGAGAGUUUAUUAAGGAGUGUAUGGUGGACUCUGCUGCCCUGAUAUGCCCAGAGAAAAAGGGAACAUUUGAGAACGUGCCCCUCUUCCGACACACUGUAAUGAGAAGGGUUGAGGACAUCGUGGGAAAUCUGGAGCUUCAGCUGAGGAACAGAGUGGUCAACUUUUACCAUUUUUCACUGGCUCUGGAUGAGAACUGCGAUUUGAGUGAACACCAGCCUCGCCUGCUCAGAAAACGUGUGCCCCUUCUCAAAGAGCUGAUGUUUCUUGUGCCAGAACAAUCAGCUGCCACACAAACUAAGAGACCGGUUUCAACUGCAGCAGACCGCCGCACCGUAGAAAGCUCUCCAGUGUGCUCUCAAAUUAUUGAGGACUGCGGCAAAGAUGAAAAUCUCUCAUCUUCAGAGACCACUUCAUACAGUGUUCCACAUAGAGCUGAGGCAUCACAUGGAGCUGUUCACCUAUCUGUGUCAUUAAUGAAGUUGUUUUUCUUUGUUUAUUGUCAAGCUUUUAAAAUGUUUUUUUAAUUAUUAUUUUUCUUUCAGACAAAGUCUCGCUAUGGGAACGAUGGCGUCUCUGUCCACUUCUUUCAUCAGCAAGGCCCCGUCAGAUACAUCUACUGUUCCACAAAGGUCUUCAAAGCUCACCAUGCUGAAGGACUAACAAACCCCAGAUUGCUGUUUCAAGACUUUAUGGGAACUUAGUUCUUUCAGAGAAAACUUGCACCCACAAAGCAACAGGUGGAGGAGAAAAGACCUGAAGCUCACCAUCAGCUGAGAAGAUCAUCAGAGUCUCUCUUCCCUCUAUUAUGGACAUUUACUCCACACGCUGCAUCCGCAAAGCAAACAGCAUUGUGGAUGACCCCACGCACACCUCACACACACUCUUCACCCUUCUGUCACCCGGAAAGAGGUACACACAACCAGACUGUUGAACAGCUUCUUCCCCCAGGCAAUCAGGUAUCUCAACAGAGGACUGAACUGAGUUGGACACACACACACACACACACACACACACACACACACAGCAUGCACACAGCUGAGAACUGUUCUCAACAGAGAACUGAACUGUGCUAGACACAGUCUCACACACACACACAACAGAGAGCUGGUCUCAACAGAGAACUGAACUGAGCUGGACAAGUACACACACACACACACAAAUUUGUCUUGUUUACAUGCACACGUCACUUUACAUUGAUCUUGUUUACAUGUACACAUCACUUUAAUAUUUGUAUCUCUUUCCACUCACUGUCAAACACUAUUCUUUUGCACAGAGUCUGUGUUAUGUGUCUUGUUUGUCUGCACUGUCUUUUCAUCCUGUGCACUUAUGUUGUAUGUUUAGUUUCUAAAGAAUGCACCUUGUAGUAUAGUUUAGUUCUAUGUUUGUCCACGUCACCUGUACUUUGUUUUUGUUCUGUGUAGCACCUCUGGUCCAGGAGGAACGUUGUUUCAUUUCACUGUGUACUGCAUCAGCUAUAUAUGGUUGAAGUAACAAUAAAGCCUCUUUGACUUUGACUUUGGACCAUGUCAGAAGCCUGUGUAGGUUUUUUAAGAUGGAACUAAAGCAGGGUCCAAACAGUCCACAUAUACACACAGACUUUUGUAUAUAUUUUCAGAUAGAAUUUGUGUUUGAAUUUGUAUUAAGUUAAUUAGUGUUUAAAGUUUGCAAUAAUAUGUAUAUAUGCACAGUCUCUGGUGUGUGUUUUUUCACUAUUGCUUUUUGUUUU